This is a messenger RNA of Gorilla gorilla gorilla (western lowland gorilla), 2157 nucleotides long. RefSeq names its product nudE neurodevelopment protein 1 (gene NDE1). Gene Ontology annotation, biological process: chromosome segregation; microtubule nucleation; centrosome localization. The record is from RefSeq and is a predicted model, not a curated record. Gene Ontology annotation, cellular component: kinesin complex; centrosome; kinetochore. NCBI's taxonomy places the organism in Eukaryota, Metazoa, Chordata, Mammalia, Primates, Hominidae. The transcript is spliced from 10 exons. Bases 598 to 1734 code for a protein of 378 amino acids. Gene Ontology annotation, molecular function: microtubule binding.
GCCUCGCGGCCCUGCAGCCUCGUCAGGCUCAGUCCCCUCCCGAUAAACCCCUAAAUAGGGACUUUCCCGGGGGGUGACCCUGGCUUUUUUGGCGAAAACCCCCAGUUUAAGGAGGCCUUCCCGCUGGCUUCACGUUGUGGAGUCGAAAGGAACCUUGAAGCGGAGAAUGAGAGCUCGUGACUUGGACCCGAGGAAAAAACCUGCCAACCAGGAUUUAAUAGAAUUCAGCUCUUUCAGGCUUUGGAGGGAAGGCGAUUUGAACGGGAUUUCAAAUGAAAAACCCUAUCCCUUCGGCUUUUUUUUUCCUCUCUCGGGUCUCUUCACGUGAUGGUCCUACUUUAUUUUUAAAAAUUAAAUGGCGCAUAUUCCCCAGCAUCCUAAAUCUAGUGCAACCUAGUGGCAAGUGGAGAAAAAAAUAACUGCCAACCCGGCUUCCUGCGAGGUCCCCCGGAGUUCUCGCAAAGUUGCGACCCAGCUGGCAAAAAUACAGUGUGUGCAAAGACUCAACUGGACAUUGCCACCAAGAAUCAAGAGAUUUUGGGGGACUUUAGCAAGAAAACGUUAUUUUUAAAAGCCCUGCUCCAAAGCUGGUUACAAAUGAAUACUGCGUUUCCAGUGACAGGUUGGGCGAGCAGAAAGGAGAUCUUACGACACCAUGCCACAAGGAGAGUGAUCUCUUCCCCUGUUUUCACAAUGGAGGACUCCGGAAAGACUUUCAGCUCCGAGGAGGAAGAAGCUAACUAUUGGAAAGAUCUGGCAAUGACCUACAAACAGAGGGCAGAAAAUACGCAAGAGGAACUCCGAGAAUUCCAGGAGGGAAGCCGAGAGUAUGAAGCUGAAUUGGAGACUCAGCUGCAACAAAUUGAAACCAGGAACAGAGACCUCCUGUCCGAAAAUAACCGCCUUCGCAUGGAGCUGGAAACCAUCAAGGAGAAGUUUGAAGUGCAGCACUCUGAAGGCUACCGGCAGAUCUCAGCCUUGGAGGAUGACCUCGCGCAGACGAAAGCCAUUAAAGACCAAUUGCAGAAAUACAUCAGAGAGCUGGAGCAAGCAAACGACGACCUGGAAAGAGCCAAGCGUGCCACGAUCAUGUCUCUCGAAGACUUUGAGCAGCGCUUGAAUCAGGCCAUCGAAAGAAAUGCCUUCCUGGAAAGUGAACUUGAUGAAAAAGAGAAUCUCCUGGAAUCUGUUCAGAGACUGAAGGAUGAAGCCAGAGAUUUGCGGCAGGAACUGGCCGUGCAGCAGAAGCAGGAGAAACCCAGGACCCCCAUGCCCAGCUCAGUGGAAGCUGAGAGGACAGACACAGCUGUGCAGGCCACAGGCUCAGUGCCGUCCACGCCCAUCGCUCACCGAGGACCCAGCUCAAGUUUAAACACACCUGGGAGCUUCAGACGUGGCCUGGACGACUCCACCGGGGGGACACCCCUCACACCUGCGGCCCGGAUAUCAGCCCUCAACAUUGUGGGAGACCUACUGCGGAAAGUCGGGGCACUGGAGUCCAAACUCGCUUCCUGCCGGAACCUCGUGUACGAUCAGUCCCCAAACCGAACAGGUGGCCCAGCCUCUGGGCGGAGCAGCAAGAACAGAGAUGGUGGUGAGAGACGGCCAAGCAGCACCAGCGUGCCUUUGGGUGAUGAGGGGUUGGGGAAGCGCCUGGAAUUUGGGAAGCCGCCUUCACACAUGUCUUCAUCGCCGCUGCCGUCAGCCCAGGGGGUAGUCAAGAUGUUGCUUUAGGAAAACCAUGGAAGCUGAAGGCAUAAUGAAGUAACCAGGGUGAUCAUCAAGUAAAAUUAAAGCACAAGAUCAUUGUAGGAGGCUUCCUUGUCAAAGACGUGAACAUGGGAUUUCCAGCGCACCACGGUGUGUCCGCUCAUCACUGCAUGUUAGGAACUGCUGUCUCUUUGGGACACAAGUUAAAAGAACACACUAAUUUCUGGAGUGUGCCUGCAGCUUCACGGCCUUCAUUUUGUUACUAGUUAUUUUCUGGAAGAACAGCAAAAAUUUCAGGUUGAAAACAGAACUUUCCAAGUGCUACUGAAAUUCCGCAGAGAAUUAAGCUGCGAUGGUGGGUUUCUUACCCUAGAAACAUCCUAACCUGUAUCCACAGAAGAUGUCCUUUUAUUUUUUUAAAAGAUCAAUAAAAUCAAGAGAAACGAA